Chanos chanos (milkfish) is the source of this 1764-nucleotide messenger RNA. Its product is annotated as ankyrin repeat and SOCS box protein 15-like. Gene Ontology annotation, molecular function: protein binding. The transcript is spliced from 9 exons. Gene Ontology annotation, biological process: intracellular signal transduction. NCBI's taxonomy places the organism in Eukaryota, Metazoa, Chordata, Actinopteri, Gonorynchiformes, Chanidae. The record is from RefSeq and is a predicted model, not a curated record. Bases 1 to 1764 code for a protein of 587 amino acids.
AUGUUUGAGAAUAUGAGCGAAGAGGAGAUUACGGAUUACAUCAUCCAAAUGAGCAUUGAGGAAUCCUGUCAAGAUGUGUUGAUGAUACGCAGAGAUAGUUUAGAGACAGCCAGUGAUGAGAAUCUGAAAUUGCUGGCAGCCAUCGACACAGGUGAUGCAAGAGUUAUUCAGGAGCUGCACAGUUGCCCAGGAGCCUUUAAGGAGGUGGACAGCAGAGGAUGGCUGCCACUCCACAGGGCUGCAGUUCAGCCUAUGUUGAACAUCUUGGAGAAUGUCCUGUGUGCCUCCAGUGAGAUCAGUCUUGAAGAAAAGACAGGAGAAGGGGAGACACCUCUGACUUUGGCUGUUCAGGCUGGAUUGGAGGAGAAUGUUAGGAGCCUGCUGGAACAUGGAGCACUUCCUCACAACCCAAACAGCCAGAGGGCUUCUCCUCUUCUUUUGGCUGUCAGGGCAGGCUCAUACCAAAUGGCAUAUUCUAUCAUUGUUCACGGAGCCGUGGUGGAUCAGACCUGUGCAAAGAAUUGGACGGCCAUGCACGAGGCUGCCAAACUGGGCCGCAAAGAGAUCAUGUUGCUCCUACUCAGGCGAGGAGGCUCCGUUGGUGUGAGAGACAACCGUGGUGUAACUCCACUGGCUGUUGCUGCUGAGUGGGGCCACGAAGAGAUUCUCGAAAUCCUCAUUCGAUGUGGUGCUGACGUGAACGCACAAGCCAGAAAUGGAGAGAGUGUUUUGAUGGAUGCGGCUGGUUCUGGAAACCCAGACUGUGUUGGUCUUUUACUGGAAAAUGGAGCCACACCAAAUCAAGCCAGUUUGAGUGGACAUCUUCCAAUUCACCGAGCAGCUUAUGAGGGCCACUAUCUUGUGCUGAAAAUGCUGAUUCCCCUCACCAGUAAAAAAGCCCUUAGACUCUCUGGCCAGAGUCCUGUGCACUCUGCAGCAGACGGCGGUCAUGCCCAAUGCCUGGAGCUUCUCAUUGAGAGCGACUUUGAUGUGAACUACGCGCUGAAUCAAAACAUCUCGGAACAAUACAGUGACAUGAGGAGGACUGCCCUGUACUUUGCUGUUUCCAAUGGAGAUGUCACAUGUACAGAAAUACUGUUGAAUGCAGGAGCUGAAACUGAGCUGGAUCCCCUGCGCUGUCUCCUGGUGGCUGUGAGAGCUGGGAGGUAUGAGAUAGUGAAGCUGCUCCUUGCCAAGCAGGCAGAUGUGAACUGUUACUUCACGGUGGUCAGUGAUACAUUGUUCCCCACGGCACUGCAGUACUGUCUAAGAGAUGAGAUGAUGAUGCGUUUGCUGCUGAAUGGUGGCUAUGCUGCUGAGAAAUGCUUCCACUGUGACCAUGACUACCACUUUGACAUAGCCAGUCACCGGUGGGAGAUAUAUAAGCUGUGCUGUGUGAGCUGUUCAGAUGGAGAUAAAAUCCCGUUCUGUGAUUUCAUGAGUCUGAGCUGCCUUGUGCCUCUGUCUGGAAAAGUGGUCAGAAUUCUUCUGGAUUAUGUCAGCCACGUUCCCUUCUGUUCACGUCUUAAAAGGAUUCUGGAGAAGCAGGAGGAUUGGCCUGAAAUAUGCAGGAUUAUGGGAAACCCACGUUCUCUGAAGCACCUCUGCAGACUGGUGAUUCGGAAACACAUGACACUAAAAAGACUAAAUGACUCUAACAUGAAGGAUUACUUCCCUCCAAGGCUGCAGAAAUACCUUCUGUACAAAGAAUACGACCUGUAUGACUCAGACGCAGACCUGCUUCAUCAACUGGCCAUUGUAUGA